This is a messenger RNA of Solanum dulcamara, 950 nucleotides long. RefSeq names its product selT-like protein. The record is from RefSeq and is a predicted model, not a curated record. The coding region runs from base 99 to 785 and encodes 228 amino acids. Gene Ontology annotation, biological process: cell redox homeostasis. The transcript is spliced from 4 exons. Gene Ontology annotation, molecular function: thioredoxin-disulfide reductase (NADPH) activity. Lineage: Eukaryota; Viridiplantae; Streptophyta; Magnoliopsida; Solanales; Solanaceae. Gene Ontology annotation, cellular component: endoplasmic reticulum membrane.
CUGAUGAGGAAAAUUUUACCCUCAUCUCAAAGGAAGAAAGAAGCAAAAUUCCCCAUUUCCCCCCUGCCUUUCCCUCUCUCUGUGUGAAUUUGGCGAGAAUGGAUCGAACUCAGCUUCUUCUGGUGGGUUUACCCCUUUUUCUGUUCAUAUCCGAUCUCUUCCAAUUAUUUACUCCUCCCCCUCAAAAACCCACUUCCGAUCACCACCAUCAUCACCACCACCAGCAGCCGCCAGUGAUCCAACAACCUCAGACUCUUGAAUUCCCUACUCAGAAAACUGGUGGUAUUGGUGCAGUUGGUAUUGGUAACACCGUCAGCAUUGAUUUCUGCUCUUCUUGUUCUUACAGAGGGACAGCUGUGACAAUGAAAAACAUGUUGGAUAAUCAGUUUCCUGGUAUCCAUGUCGUCCUUGCUAACUAUCCUCCUCCACUUCCAAAACGUUUGUUGGGCAAAGUAGUACCUGUUUUCCAAUUUGGAGUCAUUGGCCUUGUAAUGGCUGGUGAACAAAUAUUUCCUAGGUUGGGAUUUGCGGUACCACCUCCAUGGUUCUAUCAGUUGCGUGCAAACAGAUUUGGGACUAUGGCAACCACUUGGCUCCUGGGAAAUUUCUUUCAGUCCAUGCUGCAAAGUUCUGGUGCUUUUGAAGUGUAUUGUAAUGGUGAACUGGUUUUCUCUAAACUGAAAGAGAAUAGGUUUCCUGGCGAACUUGAGUUGAAAGAUCUAGUUGCCAGAAGGAUUACUAACUCAGGGGUGGUGGAUGGCCUUGGUGCAUCUUCCUGGUCGUAGAUGUGGAGAUUUCACGAGAUCAAUAGUUCCACAUUGAUUUAGAUUUAAUAUUGUGGGCUGUGUCCUUCCAGUAGCGAUAGACAUACAUGCAAUGAAAAGAUCGAACAUCAUCUUCUUCAGAAAUUGUUGAUUUGCAGUAAAUGAUUUUUGGGACUGGUUAUCGAA